Messenger RNA from Rhodamnia argentea, 1484 nucleotides. Its product is annotated as cyclin-H1-1-like. Bases 32 to 994 code for a protein of 320 amino acids. The transcript has 14 exons. Gene Ontology annotation, molecular function: cyclin-dependent protein serine/threonine kinase regulator activity. NCBI's taxonomy places the organism in Eukaryota, Viridiplantae, Streptophyta, Magnoliopsida, Myrtales, Myrtaceae. The record is from RefSeq and is a predicted model, not a curated record. Gene Ontology annotation, biological process: regulation of cyclin-dependent protein serine/threonine kinase activity; regulation of transcription by RNA polymerase II. Gene Ontology annotation, cellular component: transcription factor TFIIK complex; nucleus.
CUAAAACCCCCGAAGGUUGAUUGUGGUUGUAAUGGCGGAUUUCCAGACCUCGACUCACCGAGCCAAGUGGAUAUUCACUCCUCAUGAUCUGGCUGAAAAGUAUAGAGCUGCUACUCAGAGAGCGAUACAAACUCUCGAGAAGUAUGGAGCGACACGCAUGGAAGUAGAUGUCGAUGGUACAUUGCUAUACCGUGAGGCUCAAGUUAAUUCGAAUGGCAAGCAUUCCCAUCCAAAACCACUUAAUAUUGAGGAAGAGCAGUUUUUGAGGAUGUUCUAUGAAAAUAAACUUCGAGAAGUUUGUGGUGCCUUUUACUUUCCACAUAAAGUUCAGGCAACAGCUCUCAUAUACUUCAAAAGGUUCUAUCUACAGUGGUCGGUCAUGGAACAUCACCCAAAGGACAUAAUCUUAACCUGCAUAUAUGCAGCCUGUAAGAUAGAAGAAAAUCAUGUAUCUGCGGAAGAGCUUGGUAAGGGAAUCUCACAGGAUCAUCAAGUCAUUCUCAAUAACGAGAUGCUAGUUCUUCAGAGUUUAGAGUUUGAUCUUAUUGUAUAUGCGCCAUAUCGCUCAAUUGAAGGUUUCACAGAUGAUGUCAGGGAUUUCUGCCAUGCAGAGGAUGACCAGCUUCAAUUGCUAAAGGAAACUGCAAAAGAGGAAGUAGACAAAAUUAUGCUUACUGAUGCACCACUUCUCUUUCCUCCUGGACAGCUGGCAUUGGCGGCUUUGCGUCGUGCUAAUGAGGUGCAUAGAGUUCUUGACUAUGAGAGAUACCUAGAUAACAUGCUUGUACGCCAAAAUUCCAUCCACAGCAGCACAGAGCUCAUUGAACAUCUGAAUGUCAUAGAUUCCUUAGUUGGGACAUAUAAAUUCCCUUCCGAGAAGGAUAUGAAACACAUUAACAGGAAACUGAGAUCUUGUUGGGGCCUUAGUUCACAUGAUGAAAGUAAGAAACGAGACAAGAAAUCAAAGCACAAAUCCAAGCAGAGCGCAGAUUAGAUGCAAGAUGGGUUAUCUCUUGCUUAACAGUAUGUCAUAUGUGUCUGCACAGCUGAAGCAUUGUCAUUAGUGCCACACUGGUCAAAAUAUGCAUCUACUGGGACCGUGGUUGCUGAACUUACUCUUCAAAGCUUGUUUUGCAUCAUGAAAAUACUCCCCAGUAUGGAGGUGACAGGGAAAACUGGCAUCUAGCAAGGUUUAUUUGCAGCUUGAGAGAGCUCUUGCAAUGCAACUGAUUAGGAGUACUGCUGAUUGGUGAAGUUGAGAAUUCACGUGUAUGUUGUGUUUAUCUGUGAUGUAAAUUUGCAGGAAGAGGCAAUCACGUAACACGACAUUGGGCUAGAGAAUGAAAGUUGUGCCUUUUAGAAUUUUCCUCCCUGUACUGGACCAUUAUUUUGUUAGGGGAGUUGCAAACUAUAAUUCCUGGGGAAGCUCUUCAGGAAUCUGUAUCUUUAGUGACUUUUCUCUUGUUUAUUGAAAUGAAUUCACA